AUGAACUUUUCUCAGACUGGAAUGACUGAAAACAUUCACUAUUGUUAUGAAUCUAUGAACAAGUCAUGUCUGAAACAUGUUUAUUUGAUAACUGUACGUUCUCCACUUUAUCUGAUCUUUGUAGCAGUCAUUUUGUUCACUGUUUGUGGAAACCUGUUUGUCAUCAUUUCCAUUGCUCACUUCAAACAGCUUCACACACCAACCAAUUUUCUUGUUCUCUCAUUAGCAGUUGCUGACCUUCUAUUAGGAGGAUUUAUAAUGCCUCCCAGUAUGGUCCGAUCCCUUGAAACUUGUUGGUACUAUGGAGACUUGUUUUGUAAAAUCCAUUCCAGCACAGAUGUCAUGUUAUCCACUACUUCUAUUUUGCAUCUCUCCUUCAUUUCAAUCGAUCGAUAUUAUGCUGUGUGUGAACCACUAAAAUACAAAACUAAAAUCACUGUUUGUGUUGCACUUUAUAUGGUUAUUAUCAGCUGGGCUGUGUCAGCUGUUAUUGGAUUUGGAAUGAUCUUUCUAGAGUUAAAUAUAAAGGGGAUGGAAGAUACCUACUACAACAGAUUUGAUUGUGUAGGUGGCUGUGUCCUAAUACAGAGUGAAGCAUCAAGCACAAUUUCCUCCACACUUUCUUUUGACAUCCCUGGGUUUAUGAUGGUAGGAAUCUAUUUUAAAAUUUUCCUUGUAGCAAGGAGACAAGCCCGGACAAUUCAAGGAAUAGUAUCCCAGAGUAAGACCUCAGAAGACGGCAAAACAAUGACUUCAAGCAAGACAGAAAGAAAAGCUGCAAAAACUCUGGGAAUAGUAAUGGGGGUCUUUCUCAGCUGCUGGACACCAUUUUUCUUGUGUAAUAUCAUGGAUCCUAUUUUUAAUUAUUCAAUUCCGCCCGUUUUACUUGACACUCUUGUGUGGCUAGGGUACUUAAAUUCUACAUUUAAUCCUCUUGUCUAUGCUUUCUUUUACAACUGGUUCAGAAAAGCUCUUGGUAUGAUUGUGUUUGGGAAAAUAUUUCAAGCAAAUUCUUCAAGAACAAGACUAAUUACAGAUUAAAAAAUUGAUGUUUAAUCCUACGGUAUAUGAAUUAUAUGAUAUACUGUAUGGAAACAAAGGGUAUGAGAAUAUUGUGAUACAAAAACCAAUGAAAAUAAAUGGAA
Molecule: messenger RNA, 1145 nt
Organism: Lepisosteus oculatus (spotted gar)
Lineage: Eukaryota; Metazoa; Chordata; Actinopteri; Semionotiformes; Lepisosteidae
Product: trace amine-associated receptor 1-like
Biological process (GO): G protein-coupled receptor signaling pathway
Cellular component (GO): membrane
Molecular function (GO): trace-amine receptor activity
Source: RefSeq, a predicted model, not a curated record